This is a messenger RNA of Harpegnathos saltator (Jerdon's jumping ant), 580 nucleotides long. RefSeq names its product ejaculatory bulb-specific protein 3. The transcript has 3 exons. The record is from RefSeq and is a predicted model, not a curated record. The coding region runs from base 153 to 545 and encodes 130 amino acids. Lineage: Eukaryota; Metazoa; Arthropoda; Insecta; Hymenoptera; Formicidae.
CAGAAGCCGAUAUGUUCCUAUAAUGCUGACUUUAAACAUAUCUUUUCAUAAAAGUCGUGUUCUCGUUCGCGAGCGCAUUGAAUUGAAUUUUCAACGAAUUUAGUCCAAUUCGAAAACUUUUGGUAAACAUUACUACAAAAGAUCGUGUAAGAAUGAAGCUUGCACUUGUAUUAUUCAGUUUCGUGUUCUGCAAUCCCGUCACUGGAAUUGAAUAUUACACGGCCACGUAUGAUAAUAUAGAUGUGGAUGCAAUUCUUAAUAACGAACGUCUUUUUACUCAAUAUAUGGGUUGUCUUCUCGAGAAUGGACCUUGCACCGCUGAUGGGCGCACUCUUAGGCGUAUAUUACCAGAAGCAAUAACUACAAGAUGCGAGAAGUGCAACCCAAGACAGAAACAAAUAGCGAAAAAGAUAUCCAAUCAUUUGAAAGAGAAGAAACCGGACAUUUGGAUAAUGUUGAUCGAGAAAAUAGAUCCUCAGGAAGAAGACAUUGCAGCUUUCGAAGAAUUUCUAGCGCAAAAGGAGGAAGAAUAUUUGCUUCGUUAGCUUUUUUAAUAUAUCUUGUGUGCAUGUAAAUGGAA